Messenger RNA from Gilbertella persicaria, 840 nucleotides. RefSeq lists its product as uncharacterized. The transcript is spliced from 5 exons. The coding region runs from base 146 to 643 and encodes 165 amino acids. The record is from RefSeq and is a predicted model, not a curated record. Lineage: Eukaryota; Fungi; Mucoromycota; Mucoromycetes; Mucorales; Choanephoraceae.
CAGUGUUUUUGCUAUAUGAUAGUCAAUUGAGGAUAGUCCAAUAGAAAAGUGUAACUUACACAGGUUGACGUCAGUCAUGGCGCAUAAAUAAAAUAAGCUUUUUUUUAUCUUUUUUUCUUCUGCUUCUUCUUCUUUUUCUUUAAACAUGAGUUCUUAUUUAUGGAAAAAGAAAGUAACUGAACCAGAAAUUAAGUUGCCUGAAAGAGAUGCUCUUGUAUUAGAGAAAUAUACAGCAAGAAUGAAACGAUUUGAUGAACUUGUCAAGAUUUGUUGUUGUUGGAUAGGCUAUGAUGUUCUUCUAGAAUUUAUUCCUGUGGUGGGCAAAGUAAUUUCUUUGAUUUAUGCAUUAUCCAUGUAUCGAUUAGCUUGUCAGUGUGAAUUACCAAGAACCAUUAAACGACGUAUGCUGUAUCACCUCAGUAUAGAUUUUUUGCUUGGCCUGAUACCAAUCUUGGGUAUCUUGUUAGAUAUGUUGUAUAGAGCACAUAGUAAAAACGCCCGUAUUUUACGUCGAUUCUUGUAUGAGAGAGCAAGACAAGGAACUAUUCAAGCAGAAAAAGCAGCACUACAAACUGCCAAAGAUCAAAAUGUGUCUGAACCCACCAGUGUCUUGAUGGAAAGGGAUCGACAAAAAUCACAAUAAACAGAUUUUAUGCUUGAUGAUUCUGAACCAAUCAUUUCAUUGAACCUUAUAAAGUUGUUCCGUUUAUAAAGUUGUUCUUGUGUCUCCGACAAAUUAGAGUCAGUAACACCUUUUCUCUCUCUCUCUCUCUCUUUUUUUUUUUACUUUUAUUUCUUUAUGACUAUAGCCGAAACUUCAUCUAUUGCUCCCAAGAAGAG